Morone saxatilis (striped sea-bass) is the source of this 5818-nucleotide messenger RNA. It is a transcript of the gene nedd4l, whose product is annotated as NEDD4 like E3 ubiquitin protein ligase. Gene Ontology annotation, molecular function: protein binding; ubiquitin protein ligase activity; sodium channel inhibitor activity. The transcript has 27 exons. Gene Ontology annotation, biological process: regulation of dendrite morphogenesis; ubiquitin-dependent protein catabolic process. The record is from RefSeq and is a predicted model, not a curated record. Bases 152 to 3988 code for a protein of 1278 amino acids. Lineage: Eukaryota; Metazoa; Chordata; Actinopteri; Moronidae.
AGAAAAAAAAAGGGGGGGAUCAGUCAUCUAGCCAGCCAAAGGAGAGAAGUGGGCGACACUAAGAGACCGAGACGGGAGCCAGAGGAGAGAACCAAACAGCCAGUCGGAGUGAAAGUGAGAGGGAACGGGAGCUGUGGGACGUGAGGUGAAAAUGGCACAACGUCUGCGUUUGUAUUUUGGCUCAGGCCGCAGUAACACAGCCCCGGAGAUACUAGAAGGAGACUCCGAGGAGCAGCAGGGAGACAACGAUGUGGUCACGCCACUUCGCAUGCAGUCUCCUCUGGUAUCGAGGCCUUCUCAGGAGCCAGCUGCGCAGCAUGGCCCACCAAGAGCUUUCGGUACGCGGUCGGAGCCUUCACUUAAACGCAGCUCCUCCAUGUUCAUACCUCAGCUCGCCGCCUACGCUGAGCCACGGCCCACCAAGAGCUCCUCCAUGCACAUCUCCCUCCAGCGCUCCAAUGGAUCGAGUAAUGGAGAUUUCCGUGGUCAUGCCGAUGAUGUCCCGCCACCCUGUUAUACUCCUCCAGGACCUGCUCCUGCCUAUCCCGAACCACAGAUCGGAGCAGACGUUCCGCAACAUCCGCCUCCUCCAUACUACAGCCCAGAAUCUUUAAACUCGCAAGCUUUUCUGACAGAGCCGGACCUUCCCAAACGCAGGGUCUUUAGUAUUGGUUCCAAUGGCCAUACUGUGUAUAGCAGAGGCCAACCUGGUAUCAGUGUUGGUGGUAUUUGUAUCCAGAGGAACUCUCUUGAUGGUUCUGAUAUCCAGCAUUUCAGAAUUCUCCCUUAUGGUGGCACUGGCUGGUCUGUCCAGCAGCCGAACUUGGACCAGUGCUCUGUUGUUAAUGGUGGAACACAGAGACUAGUGUUUCAGCUCCAGCAAAAUCAGAACCAGGAUCAGACCCAGGGCAGGCAACAAGCUGCUACAUCCCAGGAAGAAUGCACAGAUGUUGGCUUUAUCAGCUCAAGAGGUAGCGGCAUGGUGCGAUACCCGAGAAUUCGACUGGAGAGAAGCUCAUCUCAUCAGAGGCUGUUGCCGGAGAAUCAACACAAUAUAACUGGUGGAGAAAGCCAAGCUAUAGAGGAGACCCAAACAGACAUGGAGACACAGAGAAUGGAAGGAAGAAACAGAUCUAAUGGUUGUACUUUCAAAAUCAGUGGGGAUACUUCCAGAAGGCAGCCUCAUUUCAAGAUAUAUUUUACCCCAGGUGGAGGUGGAGAUCAGGUUGUGAGCCUUGGCAAUGAUUCGACAAGGAAUAAUCCCAAGACCAGAGAUGAUUUCCUGGGACAAGUUGAUGUUCCUCUCAGUCAUUUGCCGACAGAGGACCCUGCUAUGGAGCGUCCCUACACAUUUAAAGACUUCCUCUUGCGCCCCAGAAGUCACAAGUCCAGGGUGAAGGGUUACCUACGUUUGAAGAUGGCCUAUCUGCCAAAACUAGGAGGACCAGAGGAGGAGGCUGGAGAGAUGAGGGAGGAGGCUGAGGGAUGGGACGAGUCUGCAGACUCGGGCUCGCAGCGACCUCAGCAGCUGCUUCCCCCGUUGCCCCCAGGCUGGGAAGAGAAGGUGGACAACCUGGGACGCACCUACUAUGUCAACCACAACAAGCGCUCUACACAGUGGAAACGGCCCUCCAACAUAGAUGUGAUUUCGGAGACUGAGAGUGACAAUCAACAGCGGCAGAUCAACCAGGAAGCACACCGAGUUUUCCGUUCAAGACGCCACAUCAGUGAAGACUUGGAGAAUGAGCACUUGGAGCCCAGGGACCUGGACAAUUCCUGGGAGCUCAUCACGGAAGAGGAUCCUAACGACAGCAUGACCCAGUCUCUACCUGGCCCCUCAUCCGUCUUGACACCACAACACCCGCCGACACCCGUCACGCAGGAGUUCUCUGAAGAUUUAAAUUUGCGGCUGUCGCUCACUCCUGAUACCAACGGCGAAGUGCCAGGUCCCAGCUCUGCUCUGGGCCAGAUGUCAAACAGACUCCGAUCCUCAAGUAUGACGGAUGGUGUCAGUGAUCAGGCCCAGGCCCCUCCUCUUAUGCAGGGUUCCCAGACCAGAAGAACAAGAGCUCAAACUGUCUCAGGUGGUGAGGAGUCUAUGUCUCCCUCGGCGACUGCUUACACCUUGACCACCCCUGGCCUGCCCCCUGGAUGGGAGGAGAGGAAGGACGGCAAGGGAAGAACUUAUUACGUCAACCAUAACAACCGCACCACUACCUGGACUAGACCAAUUGUGCAGCUGACUGAAGACGGAGCCAGCACCUCAGCAGCAGCAGCAGCAACAGCGGCAGCGGCGUCAGGAGGAGCCUCGGCCCUGGCACCCGCACCCACCCCCUCCUCCUCUUCUACUGCCUCCAACAACCACCUCCAUGAGCCCCAAGUCCGACGACCUCGUAGCCUCAGCUCCCCUACUGUCACCCUUUCCACCCCCUUGGAGGGAGCCAACAACAUCCAGGUGCGGAGGGCCGUAAAGGACACGUUCUCCAACCCGCAGUCUCCUCAGCCUUCCCCCUACAGCUCCCCCAAGUCACAGCACAAGACACAGCAGAGCUUCCUGCCCCCAGGCUGGGAGAUGAGGAUAGCUCCCAAUGGACGGCCUUUCUUCAUCGACCACAACAGCAGAACCACCACCUGGGAGGAUCCCAGGUUGAAAUAUCCAGUCCAUAUGAGGAAUAAGAACUCAAUGGAGCCUGGCGACCUUGGUCCACUUCCUCCUGGAUGGGAAGAAAGAGUUCACUCAGACGGACGUACCUUCUACAUUGACCACAAUACAAAGAACACACAGUGGGAGGACCCUCGCCUUCAGAGUCCAGCUAUCACAGGACCUGCUGUCCCCUAUUCCAGAGAGUUCAAGCAGAAAUACGACUACUUCAGGAAGAAGUUGAAGAAACCGGCUGACAUCCCCAACCGAUUCGAGAUGAAGUUACACAGGAACAACAUCUUUGAAGAGUCGUACCGUCGAAUCAUGUCCCUAAAGAGGCCUGAUGUUCUGAAAGCGCGGCUGUGGAUUGAGUUUGAGUCAGAGAAAGGACUGGACUAUGGUGGAGUGGCCAGAGAGUGGUUCUUCCUCUUAUCUAAGGAGAUGUUCAAUCCUUACUACGGUCUGUUCGAAUACUCUGCCACGGACAACUACACUCUCCAAAUCAAUCCCAACUCUGGCCUGUGCAACGAGGAUCACCUCUCCUAUUUCAAGUUCAUCGGACGUGUGGCAGGAAUGGCUGUGUUUCAUGGAAAACUACUGGAUGGUUUUUUCAUACGACCCUUCUACAAGAUGAUGCUGGGAAAACAAAUCUCCCUUAAAGACAUGGAGUCUGUGGACAGUGAAUACUACAACUCUCUUAAGUGGAUUCUGGAGAAUGAUCCCACUGAGCUGGACCUGAGGUUUUGUAUUGACGAGGACAACUUUGGACAGACGUACCAGGUGGACCUGAAGCCCAGCGGCUCAGACAUGGUGGUCACCAAUGAGAACAAAAAAGAAUACAUAGACCUGGUCAUCCAGUGGAGGUUUGUCAAUCGGGUCCAGAAGCAGAUGAACGCCUUCUUGGAGGGCUUCACUGAGCUCAUUCUCAUAGAUCUGAUCAAGAUCUUUGAUGAAAAUGAACUUGAGCUGCUCAUGUGUGGUCUGGGUGACGUCGACGUCAACGACUGGAGACAACACACUGUUUACAAGAAUGGCUACUGUCCCAACCAUCCUGUUAUACAGUGGUUCUGGAAGGUUGUCCUGUUAAUGGAUGCUGAAAAGAGGAUCCGACUCCUUCAGUUUGUUACGGGAACGUCGCGAGUACCCAUGAAUGGCUUUGCCGAGCUUUAUGGUUCUAAUGGACCUCAGCUGUUCACAAUUGAGCAGUGGGGAACACCAGAUAAGUUGCCAAGAGCCCACACAUGUUUCAACCGCUUGGAUCUGCCCACUUACGAAUCAUUUGAGGACCUGAGAGAGAAACUCCUCAUGGCUGUGGAGAACGCGCAGGGCUUCGAGGGGGUUGACUAAAUGGCGGCGUCUGACUGCAUCCAACCAACCAACAAUAAAAACAAACUAAACAAAAAGCCACAGGGAUGUCGAACCAGCUGCUGUAGCAGUUCUGUGCGAGCAUGUUGUCCUGUAAUGCCCGACUGUGAACCACCUCCACAGCACGGUGGUUUGAGACUGUACAGCGAUUUGUCGAGCCAAUAUGCCUACAUCUUUAUAUCUUUUCAGUGCGGGUAGGCCACUUCUUUAAAGGUGCUGGGGAAAGAACGAGAGAGUCGCACCCUCGAAUGCUGAAAUCUAUUAUCCACAGGCAUGAGCGAUACAUGACGAGAGCUGGCCCCCCUGAUCUGCCGUUUCUUUCCCCUCUACCCUCGUCCUGUGAAAAUCUACAGUGCUGGAAAACACUAAUGCAUUUCAAUAGCUCCUUUAUGUACACUAUAGCACAGUAUUCAAGCACCUUUCAAUUGGAGGGUCUUAGCAUGGCCUUAAUCUGGCUCUUACAUGCACUAUCUCUCUAAGAAACUGCAAUGGCACUAUGAUCACAACUCUCUCAAAUCCUUAGACCAACACCGGAUUACCUUAGGAAUGCUAGCCAAUCACAUUUCAGGAAAUCGGCCACACCCCUCCGUAGAGCCUUGUCUAUAUGUUGUGUGAUCAGAAAUCGCCACUGCAGCCUUUUGUAGAAUAAUGUUUUUCUUUUAUUUUAUAGCCACUGGUAAGGAUUAAAGAAUGGGGGAUGAAAUAAAGCCCCAAAGAUGAUUUUUAUAGUUUUUGUCAUCCUGGAACAAAUUUCUUUUUUUUGUUUUGUUUUUUUAAAUCAUUGGUAUAAUUCUUGCAGGAAAAUACUCUCAACGUAUUUGUACUGAUGAACAAUGUUGUUUACUAUUUUGACAAUUCUAUAUGACAUGGUGUGUGAAGUGUAAAUCUGGCUAGUCUGGGAAAUAAGUAAUCCAUAUCAUUUGUUACGGUGAUAGCAAAUGUGUUGAAUAAAAUGGUUUUUAUUGUAGUGCUAUGAAAGCAGCAUGAAACUGUAUCUUGUGUUCGCUUUGACUACAUGGUAGUAAUUUGGACGUGUAAUCGCUCUCGAGGUCGAGAAGGGAAAACUAAAAACUGGUGAUAGUUUCUCUGAGAUGUUUGCAUCAUGAUUAUAUUAAUAUUCUCAUGCCUGUUGCUGUUCAUAAUGCUGUAAAUUGUUCUUGGAAAAAAAACAUUUUAAGUUCUUUCAUGAUAUAUAAAUAUAUGUAUGAACUACAUUUAACAGAAGUAUUACUGAUCAACAACACUAAAAUGAAGCUGUGUGCGUGCGUGGGUGUUUGAGAGAAAAGCUGUGAUUGCCACUGAAUAUAAAGCAGCACGUUUCUUACAAAGAAUUUUUUUUUUUUCUUUUUUAUGUUUUUGUUUCUCUCUCCUUUUUCUAACACCAUUGAACCUAAAGGGCACUUUAUAGAUCACUCUGAGGUCAUGUCACCUGUUGUAUGUCUUUUGUCAUUAACUUGAAUGUGAUUCAUUUUUUUUUUUCCAUUCGGAGCACUUACCUGGUGCAAUAUAAAUAGUCUGUAAAUCUGGGCUGCUGCUAAGGUAGAAAAAGUUGACAGAAGUGAAGCAGAGACUUCACAUCCUUUAGUAUUCUCUAUUUCCUCUCUUCUUUUCUCUACAUUUUCCUUCCCUUGUGUUUCCUCCCCCCCGUGACCCCACUCUUCAAACUGACUCAGUAACGAUUAGUCCUUUUUUAGAGGGUUUUCUUUUUUUAAUGAAUGAUGGGAAAUAUCACUUUUGUUAAAAGAUUCCACCUCUCUGCAACUCUUUGUGGUUCAUUUAACUUCAGUCAAAUAAAAAUGAAACUUCUCAGUG